AUGGAACACGCAAGACCUCCGGCAGAAUUGACAGUAGAAGGUGGCCCGGCCGCGCGAGCUGACGCGUGGCGUACGUGGCGAAGACUGUUUCUCGUGUUUCUAAAAGCAUCCGGAGUGGCGAAGGAGCCUGCUGACGUUCAGGCUAGCCUGCUGAUCAAUCUCAUAGGCCCGGCGGGGUACGAUGUGUACACUACGUUUAGUUAUGUCAAAGACGAAAAAGAAGACGACAUUGAGUGCUUAUUGAAAAAAUUCGAUGAACAUUUUGGUACGAAGCCGAAUGUAACAUUAGCGAGAUUUAAGUUUUUCACACGAAACCAAGACACGUCAGAAACAAUCGAUCAGUACGUGACGUCACUGAGGCUACUCAGUCAACAUUGUGAGUUCAUGCAGCUGAGAGAUAGUUUAAUACGAGAUCGAAUCGUCUGUGGCAUAUCUAAUACCACGGUACGUGACCGGCUGUUGCGCACGGAUGAUUUGACCUUGGCUAAAGCCGUACAGAUAUGUGAGGCCGCUGAGAUGUCCAAGGAAGAGGGUCGGCUCAUCGAGGGUUCGACUGCCGAAUCGUCCGUGGACGCGAUUUGGAAGGAAUCUGUUCGAGGUGGCGGUUCGCGAGGUCGAGGCGGCGGCAGGCGAGCGCUGCGCGGGCGCGGCGCGCGGUACGGCGCCAGGCCGGCCGGCUGCGCCGCGUGCGGGAGCUCGCGCUGCGCGGGAGACGUCGAGUGUCCAGCGCGAAAUGCUACCUGUUUUGUGUGUGAACGUGUGGGCCAUUUUCAUAAAUCGAAAAAGUGUUCAAGUCGUAAAGUGUUCGAUGUAAAUGUUGAUAGCUCUGAUGAAGAAGUGUUUUACAUUAAUAUUAUAAGCGAGGUUGCAAAGAACAGUUCGUGUAAGGAAUGGUUUGAAACCUUUGUAUGUAAUGGUAAGCGAAUUCAAUUUAAAUUGGACACCGGUUCUAUGCUAAAUGUUAUAGCGAAAAGUGAUUUUUUGAAGCUAGGAUUUUCUUUAAAAAUGUUAAAACCGUUCAUAAAACGCGUACAAUCUUUUACGGGCAAUGAUAUACCGAUAUUAGGUGCUGGUGAUUUGACAUUGUCACACGAGAGUAAGCUGUAUGAUUUAACAUUCGUUGUAGCUGAUUUUAAUUGUCAAAAUAUUCUUGGAUUAAAAGGUUGCAUCGCUUUGCACCUUAUUAACAGAGUGAACGCGGUGUGUGUGUACGAUAAAUACAAAAGUAGAUACCCAGAACUAUUUAAUGGUUUAGGAAAAUUGCCUGGCCGUUAUACUAUUUCUAUAAAUGACAAUAUUGAACCGGUCAUAUGUCCGCCGCGUAAGAUUCCUCUCGGGCUUCGCGAUAAAUUAUAUUCAGAGUUAUGCAGAUUGGAAAACAUGGGUGUCAUAAGAAAAGUGACCCACCCGACCGACUGGGUGAACGCCAUAGUUGUAGUUGCUAAAAAGAACGGCGACAUUCGAUUGUGCUUAGAUCCGCGACCUUUGAACCGUGCUAUUCGUCGGGCGCAUUAUAGUUUACCGACGGUAACCGAGGUAGCUGUCAAGUUGCGCGACGCGAAAUAUUUCAGCGUUUUAGAUGCGACGUCAUCGUUCUGGAUGAUCGAAUUGGAUGAUGCGAGUGCUGACCUUUGUACCUUCGGAACACCAUCGCACGUGGUGGUGUCCGUGGAUGCGAGCGCGCACGCGGUCGGCGCCGUGCUGCUGCAGGCGGGCCGGCCCGUGGAGUUCGCGUCGCUCACGCUCACCGACACGCAGGUGCGCUAUGCGCAGAUAGAAAAAGAGAUGCUCGCGAUCGUGUUUGCCGUCGAACGAUUUCGCCAGUAUUUAUUUGGCAGACAAGAUAUAGUCGUGCAGUCGGAUCAUAAACCUUUAGAGGCUUUGUGCAACAAACCGUUGGCGUCGGUGCCUUGUCGCUUACAGCGUAUGAUGAUGCGCAUACAGGGCUACGAUUUGAAAAUCGUAUACACGCCCGGCAAAUUUAUGUACAUAGCCGACACGCUGUCGAGGGCGGCGUUGCCGGAGUUGUUGACCGAUCGACUGAGCACAGAUGUUGAAUCGCAGACGUGUUUUCUCAUAGAAAACGCACACUUUAGUAAUGAAAAAUUAGAACUCAUAAAAAAGCAUAUUGUGGGCGAUGCCGAAAGUACAUCCCUAAUUUCAUAUAUUAUUAACGGUUGGCCGAAACAUAAGAAAAAUAUAAAUGAUAUUCUUCAACUAUUUUGGCAACAUAGAAAUCUUUUGCAGUACGCGGACGGCUUGAUUUUUAAAGACGAUGUUCUAUACAUACCGAAAAGCUUACGUAAGUUAAUGUUGGACAGAGUGCACGAGGGACAUUUAGGUAUAGACCGCUGCAAGCGGCGGGCACGAGACGUGAUGUUCUGGCCCGGCAUGUCGCGCGACGUGGAGCGGGUCGUGCGGGGCUGUGCGGCGUGCGCGCAGCACGCGCCCCGGCCGCGCCCCGCGCCGCUGCGUCCACAUUACGUGCCGGACAUACCAUGGCACGGCAUUCCUUUGGAACUGAUCUCUGAUAACGCGACUGUUUAUAGCUCACGCGAGUUUAAGAACUUCAUGUGCGAGUGGGAAGUGCGUCACGUGACGUCGUCACCCCACUAUCCGCAGUCGAACGGAAAAAGUGAACGCACAGUACAAACCGUAAAGCAGCUACUUAAAAAAUGUAUCGAUUCCGGACAAGAUUUUUAUAUUAGUCUACUUAACUAUAGGACUACGCCGAGAGAUGGGAUAGACUCUCCGGCGCAGAUUUUGAUGGGUCGACGACUUAAUACAAAAUUACCAAUUAAUCAGAAAUUAUUGCGGGAAAAUGUUAAUAACGUUGCUAAUCAUAAAUCAGUUUUGAAUCGACAAGAGGAGAUGAAAAGGCGUUUCGAUAAGCGCGCGAAUCCGCUUAGGGAUUUGGCAGUCGGAGAGAAGGUUACCCUUGCGGACGGCACCGGUCGCAAGCCGGUCUCGGUAGUGGCGCGCGCGCCGGAGCCGCGCUCCUACCUCGUGCGCGACCACCGCGGGAAAGUGUGCAGGCGAACGAGGAGACACUUGAUAGCUCGUACGGCUCCGGCCAGUAAUGACAAUGUCACGUCACAGGCAUCUAGUACUUACGGUGACGCAGUGACAGAUGAUGAGGAUGAUAACAAUGAUGUUGAAUUUCAUUCACCUCAAAAGAUCACUAGCGGUAGUCCCAUACCCGGUAAAGAUGUCGAUCAAACGACAAAAAGAAAAGCAAAAAUGGUAGCUAAGGAAAAAAUCAAAAAUCUUAACUAA
Messenger RNA from Bicyclus anynana (squinting bush brown), 3276 nucleotides. RefSeq lists its product as uncharacterized. NCBI's taxonomy places the organism in Eukaryota, Metazoa, Arthropoda, Insecta, Lepidoptera, Nymphalidae. The transcript has 3 exons. Bases 1 to 3276 code for a protein of 1091 amino acids. The record is from RefSeq and is a predicted model, not a curated record. Gene Ontology annotation, molecular function: nucleic acid binding. Gene Ontology annotation, biological process: DNA integration.